AUGGACGGUAGGGAGAAAGCCUGUUGGAUUGAUCGAAACGAAUACGAGAAGCUGCAUCGAAGUGGCCGGGUCGUGGAAGACCCGGAUAUUGAGGAAGUCGUGAACGACGGAGAAAUGAGGAACCGCAACGACUGGUGGCUCGACGGCGAAGAGUCGCACACGAAAGAUCGCACGGAACGAACGGCGACGGACGCUAAGGGAACUUCGGAAUUUGCUGGCAAGGCGCCGGACCUUAAGGAGACUUUGAAAUCUGCUGGCGAGGCGACGGACGCCACGGCGACUUCGAAAUCUAUUGACGACGACGAACGAGAACUGGGCUUCCGCACAUCGAGCGAAAGUUGA
This is a messenger RNA of Phytophthora nicotianae INRA-310, 342 nucleotides long. RefSeq lists its product as hypothetical. NCBI's taxonomy places the organism in Eukaryota, Oomycota, Peronosporomycetes, Peronosporales, Peronosporaceae. The record is from RefSeq and is a predicted model, not a curated record. The transcript is spliced from 3 exons. Bases 1 to 342 code for a protein of 113 amino acids.